Messenger RNA from Drosophila takahashii, 1163 nucleotides. RefSeq names its product pyridoxal phosphate homeostasis protein. Gene Ontology annotation, cellular component: intracellular anatomical structure. The record is from RefSeq and is a predicted model, not a curated record. Gene Ontology annotation, molecular function: pyridoxal phosphate binding. NCBI's taxonomy places the organism in Eukaryota, Metazoa, Arthropoda, Insecta, Diptera, Drosophilidae.
GUUUAUCUGGGUUUUAAUAAAAAGCGAAUAAUCCAUUAAAAACGCUACAGUUAAAUGCUAAGACGCACAAUGGCGGAAUUCGACGUGAAAGCCGGUUUGCAGCACGUGUUGAAGCGAAUUGACGAGGUGCUUCUGCAGCGUCCCAAGGAAGUGCAAGCUCCAAGACCCCUACUCGUCGCAGUUAGCAAAACAAAGCCAGCGGAGGCGGUAAUAGAGGCCUACGAGGCCGGACAAAGGGACUUCGGGGAGAACUAUGUGCAGGAACUGGAGGAGAAGAGCCGCCAUCCGGACAUCCUGGCCAAGUGUCCCGACAUCAGGUGGCACUUCAUUGGCCACAUGCAGAGCAACAAGAUCAACAAGGUUCUUUCGGUGCCUAAUCUGCAUAUGAUCCAAACAGUGGACAGUGAGAAAUUGGCCACCAAACUGGACGCAGCCUGGUCUAAAGUGCAGCCAACUCCUGAGCAGCCGCUGCAGGUGCUUAUCCAGAUUAACACCAGUGGUGAAGAUGUCAAGAGCGGCAUCGAAGCCAAGGAUGCCCCUGCACUCUAUCAGUUCAUCAGGAGCAACCUGAAACACCUGAACCUGAUGGGCAUAAUGACCAUUGGGGCCUUUGGCUUCGACUACAGCAAUGGACCCAAUCCGGAUUUUGUGUCCCUAAUGCAGGUGCACCGAUCCAUCUGCGAGGCGAACUCCUUUGCCCCCGAUUCGGUGCUCGUCUCCAUGGGAAUGUCCAAUGACUUCGACAAGGCGAUCGAAAUGGGCAGCACAGUGGUACGCGUUGGCUCUUCUAUUUUCGGCCAUCGGGCGGCCAAGGCGUGAGGAGAGGAGCGGAGAUGCCUGAGGAAUGCGCUGCGGGCACUGAAUACAGUUGAUUCCCAAUGACGUCCGACCUCCCGAAUGGGCAGCCUCCAAGUUCGCCUAUGUAUCAGGUGGAACUCUGUGUAUACCUAUAGUAAAUCUCGUUGAAGAUGAUUUGGCGUUUAUAUUUAGAAAACCAUGAGAUAAACAAAUGUUACGUGUGGGCUGUUAUAUUUCGCCCAAAUUUGAUUGUUAACCUCUCUCCACAAACAAAGCUUCCAGAGUGUCAAAACCAUUAAUAUUCCCAGAUACUUUAUGCACCUUGGAAAACUUAAUACAUUUGGCGCAGUUUUCAUUAAUUUUAA